AUGCCUGAAAGUAUGAAUCAAAUGCUAUUUGUCUGUAAAUGGUUAUAUUCUCAUUUGGAAUCACAACAUUUUGAAACCCAGGAGAAACUUAGAAAUCACAUCGAUAAACACGACAUUAAUUCAUGCAACAGAUCAUCUCUAGGUUAUAUAUGUCCGUGGGAAUGUUGCAAUAAGCAUCAAAGUAGUAUUAUUAAAUUAGAAGAACAUUUAUGUGGACACACUCGACAAAGAUUAUUCAAG
Molecule: messenger RNA, 240 nt
Organism: Funneliformis mosseae
Lineage: Eukaryota; Fungi; Glomeromycota; Glomeromycetes; Glomerales; Glomeraceae
Source: the annotation of a GenBank genome assembly